Messenger RNA from Exophiala xenobiotica, 2054 nucleotides. RefSeq lists its product as uncharacterized. The record is from RefSeq and is a predicted model, not a curated record. The transcript has 6 exons. Lineage: Eukaryota; Fungi; Ascomycota; Eurotiomycetes; Chaetothyriales; Herpotrichiellaceae. The coding region runs from base 57 to 2054 and encodes 665 amino acids.
GCUGAGCCUCUCUUGUUUCUUUUGAGACCUCUCGUGGCACUGUGUGAGUGAGCAGAAUGGCUCAAUUCCUUUCUUUUACGCUCGUUAUUGCAAGUUUGUUUCAUGUUGCUUGUGGAUAUGUUGACUUUGGCGAUGCUACACUUCCCUUCGAACCAAUCCUCAUCCCUACCCCAAGGCCGAACCAGUUGCCGCACGACUACGAUCUUCGCUAUGAAAUUCUCCCUUCGAUGAUCACUGCAGUUGCACCAUCGAUCACUCUUGCACCAAAUGGAACCAGGGAGACAAUCUACAGCCUCCACUAUCACCACUAUUUCACGAAAACACGGCAAGGCCGGGGACUCUUUAAGCGAGGGGUAUUUGCGGAUGAUCCGCCAAUUUCGACAUGUACACCCUGUGGAGGAGCAGCCACAUCCAGUAGCACCUCUAGAACAAGUACCUCGACAGUAUCAUGCCCGACUCAUACCUACGAUGGAGUUUUUCGAUCUCCCGAUCCUGCAGCUACGACCUCUUAUUGCUACAAUUCCGACUAUUCUGGCGUUUUCGAGCCGACCAGCACCCUUGUGAAUACUCUGCCAUGUUGUUUCACCAUUCCAGAAUCCUGCCUAGCAAAUCGGACGACUUCCACUUCCUUCACACCCAGCAGUGGUGUAUUCCGACCAACAUCUACCUCUAGUAUUGUUAACACGACAUCUACGAAGGCAACUACUACGUCGAGAUUCAGCCUGACUACUCCUACGAGCACGUCUGCCAGUUCAUUGUCAGGUAGUCCAGUCCUAAACAGCGGAAGUUUGUCAACCAGAUUGUCGUCUUCCCUGAUGACGCCAACGACAACCGGUGGCUCGACUGUCAGGUCAUCGAUCACGAGCGUGCAGUAUGGUUCUAGUCCUUCCAGUUCAGUCUCGACUUCGUCCACGAGCUAUUCGAUUAUUGUCAUUUCCAGUACGACAAUUACAUUGACAAGGCCGAGCGGCACGGGCUCGACAACUCGUGGUGCGACGCUCACGAUCAUCACCGCCACGCCGACACUUACUACUACAUCUUCAUCAUUGGGCUCCCACAUCACAACGGUCGUGUCGAAUACCAUUGAUGGUUGUGGAACGGCGUCCGGGAGUGGAAUCGCUGCUGGUACGGGAACUAUAUACACCAAUGGUCUAUCCAUCGUCACCUCCGGCACCGCGUCUGGCUCCGCAUCAAGUGUCGUCGGCUGUGGAUACAUCAUCGCCACGACUGGCACUUUCAUUGGCAGUGCUGUUAUAACUGGAUGCGGCUUCGGCUCCGGCUCGGGUACUCUCACAGGCUCGGGCACCAUCUGGCCCGCAGCGGGCAUGGGUAUGAUGUCCAUCGUAUCAUCGGGCAUUGUCUCGGGAAGUGGAAGUUUCCAGGGUUGUGGGACUUUGACUGGCUCCGGCGUCUUCACCGCAACAGGCGGGUAUACGACCACGAUCCUCGCGCCUGCAACCACUACAUCUUCUCCGUCCAGCCGGCCCACAAAGACAGUGAGCGUGUUCGUAUCGUACUGUGCGACAGAUUUGGCCGGCAGCGGUGGUGGGAGUGGCGAUGUGAUCAACAACAUCUUCGGUAACAAUAACACCUUGAUCUCACCUAUCCUCGCCGGUGCCAAUGGCACUGGCACCACCAACAGUAGUUUGUCAGGUGGUGGUGGGGGUGGGAGUGCGAACGAUACGAUAUUGCGUGUACAUGGUUCGGCCGGCAAUGCACUGUGCAACACUUGCCCCAAUAGUGUGGGCAUAUGCUGCCCGCCGACGGUCGAAUGCGACGAUGACGACGGCAAGUGUCCGGCGCCGGCGCUCGAAAUGUCGGGCAACACGAUCAAUGGGUAUCUGAUUGCGCAGGUGAUGAAUAGUACCGCGCCCGUGGAGGGGAAGAGGAGGGUCCGGGCCCGGGUCAGGGUGAAGACGAGGGAGGAGAAGGCCUUGGAGAAAGAGAGGGAUAGUAUAGGGUUGAGGGAGGAGGUGGCAGGGAGGCAUGGGCAUGGGCACCAGGGCCAGAAGAAGAAGAAGGGGACGAGGCGUGCACAUCGGAAGCAGUUCUAG